Chaetomium fimeti is the source of this 1157-nucleotide messenger RNA. RefSeq lists its product as uncharacterized. The transcript is spliced from 4 exons. The record is from RefSeq and is a predicted model, not a curated record. Gene Ontology annotation, biological process: mycotoxin biosynthetic process. The coding region runs from base 64 to 891 and encodes 275 amino acids. Lineage: Eukaryota; Fungi; Ascomycota; Sordariomycetes; Sordariales; Chaetomiaceae.
CGAGGGCUUCCUGUUAUGCAGCUAUAAGUGCCUCCCUAUACUGCCCCUCUUCCAGGAACGGCCAUGGAUCUCGACACUGUGCGGCUCAGCAUUGACGUUGUAUCUCCGGAAACGCCCAGCUUCAAGUUCGAACAAGAAGAAGCCGAGCUGCUCCCUGGUAAUUCUGAUUUCUCCAACUCAUCGGAGUUGAACCUAGCCAAGGUCAGGCGGAACUCUGACAGAUGGGGGAGGGUUUUGAGCCUACUACUCGCAGUUCUUGCGCUUUUCUUUGGCCUACUUGCGGUGGCCGGAUGGGUCCUCUACUGGCGGGCAUUACCAGGAACACGCCUGGUUGGAGAGAUCAACGGCUUGGUCCCUGAAUUUCCAAUCGUGCCCAUGCUCUUCGAAGAGGAUCCCCUGUCGACGCCGGACCACAAGACAGCCGAGUCGGCCAAUGCUACAUAUGAGUAUUGGGUGUCUUUCAUGCCUAUCGGAAAUGGUUUCAUGUCUGUACCUCACGACGACAAGCACAUUCUGCCACCCCCAAUGGUCGACCAAAGUGGCGAGUUCUAUUCGAUCGCCGUCUUCCACCAGCUUCACUGCCUUCAUAGCAUCAUGAAAAUGUGGAACCAAGUUAACGACGAUCUCGAGCGGGCGAAGCGCGGCCAGCUCCACGACCGCGACGGAGCUGGAGAAGCCCACCAUCCGGAUUUGAAGCGGCAUAUCGACCAUUGCUUUCGUUAUCUGCGACAAUCCCUUGUGUGCUGCGGCGACACGGCAUUGGAGGGACAGAACCCGCGGGCAAAGAUACCAGAUACGGAUGGGACGGGAGCUACGCACCUAUGCAAGGACUUUGAGAAAGUGAGGGCGUGGGCGCAGGAGAGGAGACUGAACGACGGACAUGUGAUCUAGGAGGCUGAAGUUCUGGUUUUGUGUUCGGAACAGGUAAUCUUCGUGGUGAUGCUAUUAUUAUACGUUCUUCUGCAAUGCAGAACAUGCUGUUGCUACUAUUUGCAAGAGAGACAAGUACCUUACCCAUGCCUGCCAUAAGAAGGACGGCCGCAAUCAAAGAUCAUCAGGCAAGGCCGUGCUCUUGUGGACAAUUCCAUGUGCUUCCUCCCAGUGUACCUGCAAGGAGAGCCAAUUCUCGAACUCCUCCGCGCACUGGUCACAACGGC